Messenger RNA from Coffea eugenioides, 1297 nucleotides. Its product is annotated as transcription factor MYB108-like. NCBI's taxonomy places the organism in Eukaryota, Viridiplantae, Streptophyta, Magnoliopsida, Gentianales, Rubiaceae. The transcript has 3 exons. Gene Ontology annotation, biological process: regulation of DNA-templated transcription. Gene Ontology annotation, cellular component: nucleus. Gene Ontology annotation, molecular function: DNA-binding transcription factor activity; sequence-specific DNA binding. Bases 1 to 1035 code for a protein of 344 amino acids. The record is from RefSeq and is a predicted model, not a curated record.
AUGGAUCACGUUAAAGGCGGUGGUAGAGUUUGCAACCAGCAGCAGCUGCAGCAGCAGCAAAUUAGCGCUAGUAGUACUACUAUUGCUGAUCAAGAAGACAUGAUGAUGAUCAUGGACCUCAGAAGAGGGCCGUGGACUGUUGAAGAAGACUUCACCCUCAUCAACUACAUCGCCCAUCAUGGCGAAGGUCGCUGGAAUUCUCUUGCUCGCUGUGCUGGUCUGAAGAGAACUGGAAAAAGCUGCAGAUUGAGAUGGCUAAAUUAUCUGCGCCCUGAUGUUCGUCGCGGAAACAUCACUCUUGAAGAACAACUCUUGAUUCUUGAACUCCAUUCUCGUUGGGGAAAUAGGUGGUCGAAAAUUGCCCAACAUUUGCCUGGCAGAACUGAUAAUGAAAUAAAAAACUACUGGAGAACCAGGGUUCAGAAGCAUGCCAAGCAGCUCAAAUGUGACGUGAACAGCAAGCAAUUCAAGGACACCAUGCGUUAUCUAUGGAUGCCAAGAUUAGUCGAGAGAAUUCAGGCAGCUGCUGCAGCCGGAGCUGAUUCCUCCACAGCCGCUAGGGCCACGGCGGCCACAGCAACCACCACCAGCAACUCUAACUACCACCAAGGGAAUACCAGCAUGGUGGCGGAUGUGGGCUCCGCCGGCCAAGUGAUUCUGCCACAGGCCAGCACAUAUGGCGGCCGUGUUACCAUGAAUCCCAGCAGGAGCACCAGUUAUACGCCUGAAAACUCCAGCACGCCUGCCUCAUCUGACUCAUUUACGGCACAAUUCUCGCCUGUUUCAGACUUGACCGAUUGUUACAAUUAUCCAGUCAAACAGAGCAAUAACCAAGAUUAUUAUCAAGCAAAUAACCAGCUAUCUUAUGGGGAGACCUUGACUAGCCCCACGGGUUACUUUAACCAAGCCCUGGACUUCCACCUCAUGGAGCAAAACAACGCAUGGAUGGACGGCGGUGAUGUAUCCGACAAUCUGUGGAAUGAUGAGGAUGCUUGGUUCUUCCAACAGCAGCUCAACAGUAACACAUUUAAUUAAAAAGGCGACAAUUAUUAGAUUUAGUUACUUAAUGGAACUCAGCUUCAGGAUUACUGUUCGAGGGGAAAAUAAUUGGAAAUCAAGGUACUGAUCAGUACAAGUAAAACAUACAAGUACUGCGUAGAGAGGUAGAGAGAUUGUUGGGUUGGGGAUACAUACGGAGGAAUUGCAGAGUUCUCAAAUCCUUCCUCCAAGAAUAUAAUGUGUAGGACACGAGUAAAGUUUGUAGCUAGGCAAGGACAAGUUUAAUUGUUGAUUAUUA